Molecule: messenger RNA, 1341 nt
Organism: Pisolithus orientalis
Lineage: Eukaryota; Fungi; Basidiomycota; Agaricomycetes; Boletales; Pisolithaceae
Exons: 5
Coding region: 1-1341 (446 amino acids)
Source: RefSeq, a predicted model, not a curated record
AUGGCACCCAGCACUGCUUAUGACACCUUCAACUCUGAUGCUGAGGAUGGAGGUCCUGAAGACUUCAACCUUGAUGAAGGGACAGACAAUACUGACUUGGAAGACCUGGACAGCAAUACCAAACAGCACAGGCGACUUACUCAUGAACUGCACCAGACAAGGAAGGCUCUCUUCGAAGCCAAUAGCCAGCAUUCCAAGCAGUCCAGGAACAUGUCUAGCAAGUCAAACAGCCUCAUAACUCAUAUUGAGCAAGAAGCAAAGAAAUACCUCCUACUGUAUCAUUUUUUCAUCAUUCAAAGCCUUUUCCCAGCAGCUCCAAAUCCCAAUACUGAUCAAUGCAAUCCAGCAUGGUGGAAAUCACAGGAUGGGAAGCUCAAGGGCACUCUGACUGAGCUUUACAAGAUGAUUCCUGCAGAUUUACAUAAGUUGAUGGUAACCUACAAGCAAUUUGGCUCUGUGGUACAUGUAAUUCCAACCUUGGUGACCACUAACAUAUUAAUUUGUUUUAAGUUCAUACAAGUGCAUGGUCAGGAGAGAUCCAAUGUCCCCAAAGUCAUCAAGGACUGUACUGGUGCAUUAUUCACUCCAUAUAACAUUUCACCAGAUCUCUUUACUGCAAAGCCCGCUCGUAAGAAGGACAGCAAGGCAUGCCUGGCACUCUUGAAGAAGGAUGGAGUCGGAGAAUACCCCCACUUUGCACCCAUUCUCUUUGCAGAUCCUAAGCAGAUGGUUACUGGAGGCUUCUUGAAGAGUCCCAUCCUAGUUAAGGUUAUCUGUGUCCUGAUGUUUGGAAAAUUGAUCCUCACAGAAAACAAAUGUGGAUGGCCCCCAGCCAGGGGUCAGAAGAUGGGUGUGCUGAGCAUUACUGAGGGCCUGAUUGCUGGUGCCUGCAUCUUGGUUCAAUUCCUAUUGUCACAUGAUCCUGAAUUAAGUGCUACUGGUGCAGAAAUACAGGUCAACUACCGAUCAGAAUAUGAUUUCUACCUCAAGAAGCUUUUCAAAGCAUCUCCUUGGGCUGGGUCUCAAUUGGCAAAUGUCAAAUCUGAGGUAUUUGCUAAUGUGGAGCAGCCACAUACUUGGGAAGAUGAAUUUUUAGACAAACUCAACAACAUUGACCCUGCUGAGAGUCACACCCCACCUGUUUCCACACUGCAUGACCUCAAUGCCCCUGGUGGCCAUGAUUCAGAUCUAUGUGACUCCAAUCUGUCAUUGGUCUCUCACACUCCAUCACCUGUUGCCAGCUCAGUCACUCAUUUCAAUCCCCCUCACUCUCAUCCAGCUAGUGUCACUGCUGCACAAGCUGAUCUCAGUGCUCAAACUAUUUCUGGUGCUUCUUGUUGA